CUUCCCCCCGUGCGUCAGGUCUCAUCCCUCGUCGCCCUCGCUCUCAGUGUCUGCCUCUAUACUCUCUCACUGUAUCAGUGCCCCGCAGCCGAGCAGCCGGCGUGUGUGUGUCGUCAGGCACGUGUUGGCGUGUGUGUGACUGUGUUGUAGUGUGUGUGGGCUUGACAAGAGGCGCCAACUUCCACCACGCGGCUCCACCUCAACCAUACUGGUGGACUAUAUUUACCCUGCUCCCGAUUGCGCUCACUGUGGGAACGAGCUCGACUUGGAGGGAAAUUGUCCAUGUACUUAGGGUUCAAGGAAGAGUCUUCUGUGCUUCGCCCUUCCCUCUCAAGUCUAAGCUGCUUGAGAGGCUUAAAUCUUUACUAAUACAGAAAGUGUAAUUUAGAAUGAAUAAACUUUUUUCCAACAAGUAUUCCGUAGCAUUUGUGAGCAUGUAUACCAAGUGCAAGUCAAUAUGUAUCUUGUAAAGAGUAUGUGUAACGUGGUGGGAGUCGUGGGCAGGAUGUAUCCAGGACGCGUUGACCGGCGGCGGGGGUCCUGCAGAGGUCUGGACAGUGACGAUGGAGGAGGAGCAGGGGUAGAGGUGUCCUCGAGCUCAUGAUACUGCAGGGGCCAUAGGCCGCACACACCGUUCACCAACACCUGCAGCUUGGCACGCCCAGGCGGCCCCAACACCUACAACUCUGCCUGCCCUAGUGGCCCUAACCCAUGCAGCUUGGCCCGCACAGGUGGCCCCAACAUCUGUAGCUUGGAGCGCCCAAGAGGGCCCAACACCUGUAAUGGACAGUUGCUGACACUGGGCCACGCCGCAGGCUCCGGGCGCCCGCUGACCCAGCUUCACCUCCACUUCGGCGUCAGAUAGCGAUGCGCUGUUCACAUCCUGCCAAAAAUUGACCCGAGAUAAACAGUGGACUCUCGAUCGCUAGAGGCUGGUAUAACGACACUUAGUUGAUUAUACGUACCUGGGGUUAUUUUUGAAUGGUGUGAACAACCUGUGGAACAAGGUAAUUGGUGUUUUCAUGCGCUGAACUGCCCAUAUAAAUGCCAAACGGGGCGCAGUCAUCAAUUUUGGUUCCAGUUUUGUGUGUGCAUCACAGGUUCAUUCUCCCGAGGCUAGGGGGAAGAGGGUUGUGGUUGAGCGUGGCGGGAAUCCUUUAAAGCUCACCUUAUCAACCAUGGCUGGUGUUGACAACCCGCGUAGGGCCGCCCUCAGUCUCUCUCUCCUGAGGGGCGCCCGUCAACACUCCCAGUAUGGUCCAGGGCAGUGUCCAACAGGCGUGUACCGCCCAACCACCACGCCCACACUCGAGGAACAGCGUGCCCGGCUACUGCCCACUCCAGGUGACCGUGAUGGUGGCCGUCCAGAGCUCCAGCCGGGGGUGGACUAUAUCAACGCCAACCAGGAUGACCAGGCGGAGAUCUAUGGAUAUGGUCGGUCACGGGUGAAGACUUGCAUCAGUUGGUUGUUGAUCGUGCUGACGUUGGGGCUGUUACGUCUACUGUUUCACUGGGCUCCAGCACUAAUGCUCAAGGCCACCCAUUCCCGCUGCUCACUCGCUCAAGCAUCCAAAGUUCUCAUUGUAGAAUACUUCAAAAAAUACAAGAGGAACUUUGUAAAAAACAUCCAUGAAAUACAUGCUAGCAGUGUCUGUCUACUUCCCAGGUCAGCAGGUAAUAGACUCUGGCUGUGUCUUCAGGAUCUCCUCUAUUUCUUGAUUGAUGCCAGCUAUGAGAGAGAAUACAGUGUGCUACACAGUGGGACCAUUAGCGGUGGUGGGGAAAUUGGGCAGCAGUUAAGUGACCUCAACCUGCCCACUACCCUGGCAGUGCCUACCCAGAAUGGAACAAUUAAAGAGGUGGACAGUAUACGUGUGUUUUCAUGCAAGAAAAUUCUUUAUCUUUGGGAUUCAGAGAGUGAGUCAUUCUACAGGCUGCCAGGACUGGAUGCCGGACAAACGGCUGAAUCUCUCCAUCGUUACCGAGGAGUACAUUGGAUUGAACAAGCUCGAAGGAGGCUCAUAUAUGGGGAGAAUGCCAUUAGGGUUCCAGUUACACCAAUAAACCAGCUGCUCUUUCUUGAAGCUCUUAACCCAUUCUACAUUUUCCAGCUGUUUUCUGUGUGUUUGUGGUAUUCCGACGAGUACAUGUAUUAUGCUACAGUUAUUGUAGUGACAUCAGUGGUUUCUCUUAUAUCUGAAGUAUACCAAAUGCACCGCAAUCAAGUGGCACUCAGCAGAACAAUACAGUCGGCAGACACUGUACAGGUGGUGCGAGAUGGUGAUCAGGUAGACACAAUACCAUCAGAACAUCUUGUUCCUGGUGACUUGAUGGUAAUUCCACCUCAAGGAUGCAUGAUGCAGUGUGAUGCUGUUCUCCUAAAGGGCAACUGCAUUGUUAAUGAGUCUAUGCUUACAGGAGAGAGUGUUCCAGUUACCAAGACAUUUAUUGUUGAUCGAUCAGAUGUCUUGUAUAAUGAUAAGGAGCAUAGCCGACACACCCUGUUCUGUGGGACUCAGGUGAUUCAGACACGGUUUUAUGGAGGAGAGCGAGUAGUGGCAGUUGUUGUACGAACAGGCUUUCUGACGAGCAAGGGCUCAUUAGUUCGGUCUAUUAUGUAUCCACCGCCUGUGGACUUCAAGUUCCAGCAGGACUCGUACAAAUUUGUUGGUGUACUGGCAGGGAUAGCAUCAAUUGGCUUCAUAUACACAGUAGUUACCAAGUAUAUGCGUGGACUAACACCGUCUGCAAUUGCUCUAGACUCUCUGGAUCUCAUUACAAUUGUGAUCCCUCCUGCACUGCCUAUGGCCAUGACAGUUGGAAUCUUGUAUGCACUCCAAAGGCUGAAGAGCAACAAAAUUUUCUGCAUAUCGCCCCGUUCCAUCAACAUAUCUGGAGUGCUGAACUGUAUUUGUUUUGAUAAGACCGGUACUCUGACUGAGGAUGGUUUGGACAUGCGAGGGGUGGUGUCUGUACGGCAGACGCCAGGUAAACCAGCCGAGCUGAGUCAGAUUACUUCUCCCUCCACCCUCCCUCUUGGCCAUCUCUUGUAUGCCAUGUCUACCUGUCACUCCAUCACUAUUAUCAACUUGAAACAGGUAGGGGAUCCAUUGGAUCUAAAAAUGUUUGAAAGCACUGGCUGGGUUUUGGAUGAACCAGGUCUGGAUGAUACUAAUAAAUAUGAUAUGAUGAUGCCGUCUGUAGUUCGACCAAGUGCUCCCGAUAUUGUCAUCAGCAAUGAAAAUGUAGAAACGGAGCCACCACUAGAACUUGGAAUUCUCCGCCAGUUUCCAUUCUCGUCCAGCUUACAACGGAUGUCAGUCAUUACCCGCCGACUUGGUGCACCAAACUUUGAGCUUUACUGUAAGGGUUCCCCGGAGAUGAUAGCAAGUCUCUCACAGCCAGAGACAGUACCAGCCAACUUCUCUGAGCAGUUACUGCAAUAUACUUUCCAAGGGUACCGUGUGCUGGCUCUGGGAUGGCGUCCUCUCAGGCUGUCGUAUAGAAAGGCACAACAAAUCAAUAGAGACGAGGUGGAGUGCAACUUAGAAUUCCUUGGCCUGCUAGUUAUGGAGAACCGACUCAAGUCAGAAACGACCCCUAUUAUCUCUCAGCUCCAUAAGGCCAAGAUUAGAACAGUAAUGGUUACUGGGGAUAACAUGCUGACAGCUCUUAGUGUUGGGCGUGAGUGUGGCUUGGUCGGUCUGCAACAGCAAGUCAUUAGUAUCAAGGCCGUCCCUCCACACCAGGGCCUUCCUGCUUGCCUCACAUUCCAUGCUACUACAGCCAAAACCCCGGCAUCUCCAGUGGGAAUGAGACAAGUGGAUGCUGGUGUUGGUAUAUGUUUAGAAGAUGAUACAAAUGAUUCAUACUGUUUUGCUAUGGAAGGCAAAUCCUGGGGAGUGGUGCACGAGUAUUUUCCAGACAAAUUGCAGAAAAUGGUAGUUCGUGGAGCUAUAUUUGCACGCAUGAGUCCUGACCAGAAGCAACAACUUGUACUAGAACUCCAGGCUCUUGGAUAUUAUGUUGGAAUGUGUGGUGAUGGAGCUAAUGACUGUGGGGCUCUCAAAGCUGCUCAUGCUGGAAUCUCACUCUCUGAAGCUGAAGCAUCUGUGGCCUCCCCUUUCACCUCGGCUAAUGCUAAUAUCUCCUGUGUUCCCAUCCUCAUCAGAGAAGGACGCUGUGCUCUUGUUACCAGCUUUGGAAUAUUUAAAUACAUGGCUGCCUACUCACUCACUCAGUUUGUAUCUAUUAUGAUUCUGUAUUCAAUUGAUAGCAACCUUACUGAUUUACAGUUCCUAUGGAUUGAUCUCUUCCUCAUUACUGUGUUUGCCAUAUUCUUUGGCCGUACUGAGUCAUACAAGGGCCCACUGGCGUCAUAUUCCCCUCCAGCGUCUCUCCUCUCUGUAGCGCCCAUUUUAUCGAUUGUGAUUCAUAUGCUUGCAGUAAUUGGCUUCCAAACAUUUUCAUUUUUUUAUGUUCAGGAGCAACCUUGGUAUGUACCUUUCAAUGCCACGACAGCAGAUGAAAUAUAUGCUGGCCAUGAAAAUUAUGCUGUCUUCUCAGUGUCUCAGUUCCAAUACAUCAUGCUUGCUCUUGUGUUCUCCCGUGGCCCGCCUUUCCGCCAGCAUGUCUAUUCCAAUUACUUGUUGUCUGGAUCUAUCUUGAUAAUGACUGCAUUCAGUGUAGUUCUAACACUUGCUCCUCCUCAAUUCGUUAUUGACUCUUUUGAGAUAGUUCUUCCCCCAGCAGGCAAUACACAGGCAGAUUUUUUUAGAUGGCAAAUGAUUUUCUUUUCACUAUUGUAUUCUGUAUUAGCAUUCUUCAUUGAAUACAUCGUAAUUGACUAUUUAUGUUAUCGGAAGUGCAAAAAUAAAUUUCAUAAUGUUCACAAGUCCAAAAAGAAAUAUCUAGCGAUUGAACAGGACCUGAAACAAGAUAAGACCUGGCCACCCUUGUCUCCUGAUGGUGAUCUGUCAGGAGGAGAGAAAAAAGAAUUAACGCUUGAUGCCCGGAAGCUCGGUGAGACAAUAAAAAAGGUUGAAGCGAAUGGCCAUGCUACUGGAGCCGUCACAACCGUCACACAAUUUCAAUCAUCUUUAUGAGACAUGCUAAUUUUUUUUUCUAUAUUGUAUAACAUUGCAUAUUUAAGUAUAAUGCCAUUAUUUUAUUGCAGUACACAUACUAUUAUUAUCCGAUACAUUUUUAUCAGCUUGAAGUUUUAAAAAAAAAAGUGCCUAAAAUAAAGGUUAUCUGAAUUUUUUAACUAAAUAAAUGGUCAAGUAAAUUUGAAUUGAUAUUGAUACCAAAUAGUUCACCGCAUUAGCAGAUAGUUCUUGCAUAUUAAAGUAACAGUACUGGUACUAAAUAUAAUAAUGCCUCUACAGUCCUGUGAAUUGAUUCUGGGCAUUACCCACAUGAAGAGGCACUUCAUUUGAUUUAACACCUUCAGGUAGAGAUAAUGAUAGUGGAACAAUUAGAAUAAUAAGUAUUUUUAUUAUAUCCUGCUUGUGGAUACAGUAUCUGUAAUUUACUUCCAAAAUGUUAAGACUUGGAGUAAGUAUCGAUUUCAACACUUUCGCGCGCCCCAACCUACCCCAAGGUGGGCCUGGCGUUUCCUGGGAGUGCGCACCCACACUAAUAUAUGUACUCUUUCCAGUGUUCCGACCUCAAUUUUCGAGCUACGUCAUUCAUUUUGAUAUCAAAUUAUUCACAAUCUAAAGGCGCGCAUUUUAAAACUAGUCCCAUAAUGAUUGGAUAAAAAAUAUAAUUUUAAUAAAUAUUUUAAAUUUUGUCGCAACAUGUGUCGCCAGCGGACAUCUGUAAAUUUAUUUAUUGAUGCAGACUGCGUUGCCGAUGGAUGAAAGUGUUAAAGACCUGGAUGCUUCAUGGCAAUUUUGAAUGUUAGGUAUAUGAGCCUAAAAUGGCAUUUGUGCAAUGUUACUUGCAUCUUAGUGAAACCAUUGAACAAUCUCACUCGCUCAUGUUAUAUAUGUUAUAAGUAGGAAAGUUCUUCUGCAGCUAUGUAGCACUUUGUUGCAGAGAUCGCCAUUACAACUGAUUUUGUCCACAAAUCAGUUUAAGUCUACAGCGGGAUCAAGUGGGAUUUUUACCACAACCAAAAACGAGACCAUUUAUAUUGUACUUGAAAUUUAGCAUACAUCAUGGUUGUAAUAAAUAAAAUUGUAAGUCAUCUUGCUGUAUAUCCUAUUUUGGUUAGUUCCUUUGGGUGAAGAAUACAUUAUUUAUCAAGUGUGAAAUCCUCCAUUGUUCAUAAAAUGCUCUAGGCUUCUGCAUAGUUUAUAUUUCCGUGUAAUAGGAUUGGGAAUAUUUUAUGGAGUAGUUCAUUAUGUUGCUAUGACCAGAACAACUUAAAUGAUGCAGUAUGAAGCUUUGCUAAUUAACCCUGAUGACCUGUAACUUAAGUGAGCUACUAGUCCAUAAAUCAUGCCACAAGUUUGUUUUGACCACUGGUGAUGUAGUGAAAAUUCAGUAAUUUGAUUAGGUUUUAAAUAUUUAGGUGAUAAUGUCAACAUCUAUUUUUACACUAGGUGUUGCAUGAUAAUUUUGUGGAAGGAUCCCAUGAAUAACUGCCUGUGCUAAGUACUAGAGUAACCAGGCCUCUGGGAUCCACCAUUUUCUAUCAGAAGUUGGGACCACAAUCUGUCUCUCUGUAAGACUAGGAGUGGUGGAGCAGAGUUGGUAGUGGCCUUUGUGCCUGGCAUCCCCUUCCAGUCUCCCUCACAGUUUUGGCCUCCUUGGGGGGGGGGGGGGGAAGGCCGAGUUGUAGACUCCAUUCCUAGCCCUCCUCCUACGUUAUCGAUGUGGGUCUUUCGGGAUUUUGGAGGUUUGGGGAAAUCCUGGGAUGGUCCCAUCUCUCUCUCUCUCCUCUCCUUAUUUUAAUUAGGCCUGAGGGCUUGUAGUCCUGGGAAGCUUGUCUUCCCUUACUGUCCAUUGCCAAGGCCUCCUCCCAGCCCUUCCCUUGGGUGCAUUUUUUAGUCCAAAAUUCAUGACCUGGCUCUGCUGGAUGGCCAGUUUCUGUGGCCUCAUCUCCAGCUGCAAAUCAGUCACUGAGGCUUGCUUCAUAUCUGUCAGGUUCUGUAGCAGUGUGUCUGUUCAGGAUCCAGCCUCAUUUUCUUUCCAGGGUGCCAUCUGCUGCAGCUUGUCUUUUGGCUCCCUGGCCUUAGGGCUUGUGGGGUUCCUGGUGGUCUGGUGCAGUCCAUAGAGUUUCCCUUUCCAUGCCGGGUUUGGUAUCUUUCCUGCAUUUUGCUUACAGGCUCAAUUUGUGGUUUCUGUUUUGGAGGUUUUCUCCAUUUGGCCUAUUUUCUGUUGGGGAACCAUAUUGCCUCUUUAGGUCUGGGUUUGUGUGCUUGGUCUCUGGCAUUUCCCCACAGUGGCUGUGGGGUUUGUAUUUGUUUGCCUUGUUCGGGUUGAAUGUAGACACAGUAGUCGCUUCUGUAUAUUUAUUGACUGAGACAACAAGGUAUAUAUCUGGCCGACCUUGAGUCUGUCGAGAUAACUGAGGCUGCUGGGAGCAUGGCUGAUGCUCCUCUGUCUGGCAUGACGUCAGAGGCCUACUUGCCUGUGAUUGGUUAUAUUCCAACUGACAUAGAAUUUGAGUAUAACAUUUGUGCAGAUUUCUGUGGGUCCUCUGCUGCCCUUUCCAGGUUCUGGGUUUUUUUCCUCACCUUUGUAAUUGAAGGUGGAGUGUAGUACUCUAGUUGUCUGGCUUUCCUGCUCUGUGGAAGUUGACUGAAAGAUAUUUGAGGAGCAGUAUGUGUGUCUGUCAAUCACAGUUUCAGCCUGCCUGUUCACAUCUGUGGCAUUUAUGCUUGCUGAAUUUUGUGUCGGGGGCUCUUCUUCCCUUCUUUAGGUGGGGUAAAGUCCUUUCCCUGUUUUUUUAGGCCAUCUUCUAUUGUUUUACCUGGUCAGCCAUUUCUUGCCUCGGCUGUUUUGUGAGGUUGGGGCUUCGGCUGUUACUGCUGGUUGGUUCUCCCCAUCUUCCCUCCCUCCUUUUCCCUCCUGGCAUUGAGAAUUUGAGAGCUUUCUCACACUGUCUUGUGUUGUCUGGAGGGAUCCUCACUGAAUUUUGUCUUCCUUGGACCUUCUUGGGGUACUUAUCCUUGUGUGCACAUUUGAUUUGGCUGUUUCUAGCUGCAUGUUUGCUCCAACAGGCCCCAGAUUUGCUGGUGGCCCUGGUUGUGUGCUAUGUGGCUUUGACCUGGAGAUGUUUCAUGGUCAUAGUACUGGGAUGUCCCUGGACUGUAUGCUCAGAGGACCUUAGGCUGUGUGCCCUGAUUUUUCCAGUUUGUGGGAGAUUGUUCUCAGGCCAUUUGCCUAGUUGUUCCAAAGCCCAACGUUCCAAAGAAGCAGAGGUCAAAGGGCCCAGCUAAAGAAAAUGGAACACUCCCCCCAAAGACCUGGCCCUUACAGGGAACUGGAAGGUUGUUUCUGGGCUGCAUGCCCGGUUGUUUCUGGACGGUUCUGGUUAUUGGUGCAGUUUUCUGGGUUCUUCUGCUAGGGCUUCUAUCCUUUACUUCUGAGUUUUGGGUCGCAUAUUGGUUAUUAUGGCUAUGGCUUAUCAUUCUCGGCCAAUUUUAUCUUUGCUCUUGGCCCUGAAUUUCUAAUUCUCAUGCCCGGUUCUUCAGCCUGUUUGUUUCCUGGCAUCCCUCCGGAGAUUUUGGUUCUGGCCAGCCAGUUUAUUCUUAGAAAUUUGUUCGAGCUUGGGUCACAGAAAAUGGCAUUGCAUUACAUUCGAUGCUUUGCGUUUUCAUAAUUUUCUCAAUGUACAAAGUUGUACUGUUUUUGAAGCCCGAAAACUUGUGGCAAAUCUUGUAUAGGAUGAAUGCAAGUCUCAGGGACUCGAAGUAGCAAGUAGUUAUGAAACAAAACCACCCAUUUAUUAUACAGUACAUUGUUUUAUUUUAUGUCGAAUAACACACAAAAGUUUCAAAACAAUUUGUUCACAAUCGACUCCAAAUUUUAAAUGUAAAAUUCAUCAGUAACACUGAACAGUAUCCUUAUAAAUUACAGCAAGUUAUAUUACACAUGGGACAGUUAUAUGUCGUGUUCCCAGAAAUAAGUGGGUAAAUGGAAUGAGAGUUGUCCUGGAUGUAUAAGACUGAAAUGAAUGUAUUUUAUGUUGAAUGUUUAAUAACAACUGAAGAAAAUGAGAAUUGUGUUGAUUUUUUAUUGUAGAAAAUGUAAGCAGAGUAAUUUACAUGAUAGAGAUACUGUAUAAUAUUUAGAAGAGAAAUAAAACAGUUGUUUAGUUGAAGAGUUAGAAUUGCCAACAAAUGUGUGAAUAAAUGCAUUGUUCGAGUUUGAGCUACCAUCUUCAAAUGCUUUAUUGUGUAGAAGCUCGCAGGAAGCAUGAUGUGUGAGAGUAAAGGCUUUUCCUUAAAUGUUGUGCCCAAAUAUAGUUGUUUUUGUACAGUGAUGGGAAGCAUUUUUGUGUGAAGUUGAUCAUUCUUUAUUGUGAGGAAUUAAUUACAUUCAGUAUUUGACAUAGAUGGUGCUACAUAAUCUUCCCGGCUUGGUGGUUUCUUUUGAUAAUUACAGUACCGCACGCACUUGCAUUUAGUGUUGAUUUAGACUGAAAAUUGUUUCAUACAAGAUGUCGAGCAUUAAAUUACAUGAAAUGCAUUCAUUGCAGAGUGCAAGCAGAGUGACUUGUUAAUACCAAGAGUGGAUGUUAUGUUUACCAAAAUCUAUGUUUUCAUUAGCUUAUAAGGUCUCGUAGUUCAGUUGGCUUUAAUCUCAACUCUGUUGGGGAUCCUGGGAUUGAUUUCCAGGCAGGACAGAAAUGGUUGAGAACAUUUCCUCUGUUCACCUAGCAGUAAAUAGGUACCUCGGAGUUAGGCAAGAGUUGUGGGGUUCCAUUCUGGAUAGGGUCAGUAGUUUGACCUUUGGGGGGGAAAAGACCUAGAUUCAAGCUUAAGUAUAUAUAUAUAUACACAGGCUUCCUGUCCCCAACAAAACAAAUUAGGUAUUUCUUGGCAAGGAAUGACUGAGUAAUUUAUUUUUGUAGUUGGCCAUAUCACAUUAAAUAUUUAUGUAUAAACUCAUUCUUAAACAUUUGUAAAAGUACUAUAGUGUGUGUGCAUUUUCCACUUUCAAAUAGAUUAUUAAGAAUGUGCAUGUGUAAGCAUGUGCUUCUAAUCUAUUUUAAUCAGCAAUUGACAUUAUUUAAAAAAUGUUACUUCUUUCACUGAUGUACACAAUAAUAUAUUUUUAAAAGAUCAUCAUAUUAAAUGGUAAUAUAUAUUGCUGGAAUGUGGAACAUGUGAAUACACUCAGGAUAUUAAAAUAGAACACCCUAUCCAUAAACCUUAAAUGUAAUGUAAUUUAAAUUGAAAGUAAUCAAGAGUUAUGAAAAAUAUAUUUUCAAGAUAUGUUAAAAGGCAAAUAAAGCCAUGCACAGUUUAGGAGACUGUACGCCUUGCUGGAGGGAUGGGGAGAACAUACGUAAUAUAAAAGAUAUUAAUCUCCCAGUCACAAAACAAGGUGGAACAGGUGUGUGAGUCAGAUGUAACAGGAGUUUAUACCUCCUUCAAGGAGUCUGUCUUGUAGCAAAAUAGUCCCAACACCCAUUCUUUUAGUUGUGUUUUUAUGAGUUGAAAAUUCCAAGGAUCUAUGAUUUAACUUCAAAAUGUAACCUGAUGAGUAUAUACUUAAUAUUAAGAACAUGCCUCUUAACUUCACAUGAACAUUAUACUGUACUGUGAUUGUAAUUUGAUAAUCAUAUGAGAUGCUGCAGAUGAGAAAUUGUUUACCAACAUUCAAUAUUGGGUAUUUCUGAUGUUCAUUCAUUCAUUCUGUUGCUGGUGGAUGACAGUAUACAUAAAUAAUGUUACUGCCACAGCAGUUGUAUGUAUGUAUGUAUAUAUAUAUAUGUAUGUAUGUAUAUGCAUAUAUACAUAUUAUAUAUAUAUAUAUAUAUAUAUAUAUAAAAUUAUGUUAUUUUAAUACAAAUACAGUGUGUGUGUGUGUGCUAAUCACAAAAAAAUUUCAAAUAAUUGAAGCAUCACAUAGAGAAGCAUUAAACUUAGGGUGAUAGUGAAGAGGGAGACGAAGAUAAAUACGAAUAGAUGUUCGUUUCUCCUGUAAUGUUGCUAGACAUAUUGGUAUGUACGAGGACACACAAAUUAAGUGUUUAGUUUCUGUAAAUAGCCCCAAAUGCAGAGAACUGUUUGGAGUAAUAUAGUCAAGCCAUGUUGAGAACACCUUCUAAAGGCAAGAUCUCUAGCUUCACUAUUCUGAAUGAUGAUAAAAUAUAGUCGUUAAGAUUGUAGAGAUUAUUACCGGUAUAUUUAUUUAUUUUCUGAUUAUUAUGCUGUAUUUAAAUACAGUUCAAUUGAUUACUUUUAUAUAUAAUUUACAUUUAUUUUACUUUUUAAUAAUGGUAAAGCUUCAACUAAGACAAAAUGGUGAUGCUAUUAUAUGCAAUAUCACUUCUUUUAGAAUAUUUAAAGUUGAUGAGGUUACAUUUUGGGAAUAUUUUAAAUUAACAUUGUACAUUUUAUCCCUUUUACUGAGUCAGCUGUGAAAAAAUAGUCUGUCAGUAGCAUACAGUUUAGCAUUUUUUUUUUCGUUUCACAGAAUUGAUAUUUUUAAUCAUUACUUCUAGCUAUGGUAGAAUUUUCAAGAAGCUUCCCUAAUUAUAUGAAUAAAUUCCCCUCAUGUUAAUUAACUUGAUAGUAUUGUAGUUCCUACUGUUUUUGGAAUUAAAAAAAUUAUCUCUAUUAUAAUAUUUAAUUUCUUAAUAAUCUGAUUGCUAUAUAAACAAGAUUUGUUGGUACAGUAUUCAAGGUUCUUCACAUUUAAAUAUAUGCUUAUCAUAAAGUUGGAGGAUUUAGGUAUAGUAACUUUGGACUAAAUAUUUCACCAGAUUGAAACAGACUGAAUUAUGUCACAGAAAAAUCAUUGUAAAGGCUUACUCUCAGCCUCAGAAACAGUGCAUAAUAUUGACACACAAUGAGCACUAAUCUCAUUUCGUGCUCUACUGCAAAUUAAAUUAAUCCUCUGACAGGGAAAAGUUUUUAAACAAGGAAAAUAGGUUGACUUUAUUUUAAGAUCACACGAGGAGGAAAUUAAAUGUAUGCCCCAGAAGUUACUCUGGAUGAUGAUAUGCAUCUAAUUAGAUACUUGUUAGAAUACUGUGUGCCUUACAGUUAUUUAAAGAAAAUAUAUGAGAACUAUAUGGUAUUCUAUAGAUGGAUAGAAAUUGUAUUAUGUUUGACAAAUAAAUUUUUGUUUAGGUAAUGUAUCUAGGACUGAUACUGUAACUGAUUGUGCGGUUAUAUUAGUAUAGAUGUUCAUGCUGUAUUUAAAGUAAGCAAGUUUAGUGUGUGUGCAUGUUGUAAAUGGACAGGACUGCCGAAUUUUUUUUUUUAGUUUGAAAUUUGGUAUAUAAAAAUAUUAAGCUUCCUUAGUGAAAAUAUGAUGAUAGUUUUAUAAAAUGAUUUCUGUAGAUUGAAUGACUAUCAUAUUUAUUAAUGGGAUUGGGUUUAUGUAGCAUCUUGAAGCUUCCAUUGUUGACAGAAGUGAGGAUAUGUAUGAAAGUAUAGUUGCAUCCAACCCUAUGUAAAACAACUGUAAUAGGUGCAUCAAAUAUUACUCAAGGUUUAUGUAACAUCCAUGUGAUUAAGAAUAGAUACAUCGAACAUUACUAGACACAGUAUUUAAUAUCCAUAUGAAGGCUAGACUAUUUUGCCUUGUUAAUACUAGAACGCAGAACACAGUAUACAUGUUAAUCUCAAAAUGGAAAGAGCCGUUAAAUAUGAAUGUGUGUAAUUUAUAUUCUUGGUCGAGUAGUUCGAGAGAUAAAAUGCAGCAUUUAAAGACGUCUUGUUUGUAUUGAUGUUAACGGUACUUAGUUACACCCCUGAGUCUGUAGGUUAACUUAGUAGUUGUGUGUAAUGCAAGUCUUGUGUAAUCUGGCUCUUUUAAUUACCUAAGUGUAAUUACAUAGUGUUGAUAUACCAGUACAGACAAGAAAAUC
This is a messenger RNA of Procambarus clarkii (red swamp crayfish), 13003 nucleotides long. It is a transcript of the gene anne, whose product is annotated as anne boleyn. Lineage: Eukaryota; Metazoa; Arthropoda; Malacostraca; Decapoda; Cambaridae. Gene Ontology annotation, molecular function: ATP hydrolysis activity; polyamine transmembrane transporter activity; ATPase-coupled monoatomic cation transmembrane transporter activity. Gene Ontology annotation, cellular component: membrane. The record is from RefSeq and is a predicted model, not a curated record. Gene Ontology annotation, biological process: intracellular calcium ion homeostasis; polyamine transmembrane transport.